AUGAUCCGCAAGCUUCAUGACAGCACGACGGCACGAUUUCUGGUCAAUGGUCAAUUAUCUGAGUCCAUGGAGCUCAACACGGGAAUUCGUCAGGGCUUCCCUCUCGCGCUGUUAUUAUUUGUAUUAGCGGUGGAGGUCUUGGCACUAGCGAUUACACAGGAUCCCGGCCUUACGGGAGUCAUGGGCCCGGGUCGUCAUCAGAGCGUCAUGUUUUUUUCAGCGUUUGUGGAUGAUUCGACGGUCUUCCUCCAGGAAACCCGACAGCUUCCACGAGUGCUCGACCUCGUGGCUACUUUUGGGAAGUUGUCAGGUCUUACAGUACAGCCAUCCGAAAGUCAAGUGAUCUUCUUGAACACGGUGGUGUCAGUUACCAGCUAUAAAGGUAUACCUGUUUUACAAUCGGGUGCCACGACUCGAUACCUCGGGCACCAAGUCGGAACUGGUGAUCUGGCAGACGCCAAUUGGGCUGUCCGGAUACGAACGGUGCAGAGGCGGCUUGCUACGGCGACCCGUCUGGCGACCAGUGUGACGUUCCGGGCGCAGAUUCUGAAUGUUAUUUUGUUGCCUGGAAUACUAUUCACUGCGGCAGUGUUUGACACGCCUGCUUGGGCGGACCGAGAGCUCCGUAGUCUCCAAAAACAAUUUCUAUGGCGUCACUCGUUAUCAACGGAGACAAGUCGGCACAAAGUCAAUCCGGGACUAUUAUACACGCCGCGAGCAGCAGGCGGCAUUGGAUUAAUCUCGAUUCCAGUGGCGGUGAAAGCGCAACGCAUUAAACAUGCACUUCUGUGGUUGACACAGCGGUCCGAUCGGUACGCAGUGGCCUGGAAAUAUUGGGAAUUUUCGGGGAUCUCUCUCACACGGUGA
Molecule: messenger RNA, 867 nt
Organism: Peronospora matthiolae
Lineage: Eukaryota; Oomycota; Peronosporomycetes; Peronosporales; Peronosporaceae
Source: the annotation of a GenBank genome assembly